Meloidogyne enterolobii is the source of this 787-nucleotide messenger RNA. The record is from the annotation of a GenBank genome assembly. NCBI's taxonomy places the organism in Eukaryota, Metazoa, Nematoda, Chromadorea, Rhabditida, Meloidogynidae.
UUUUUUGUUUUUUGUUUCAGUUUUUAUAUUCUUAACUCGCAAAAUUUAAUCAAAAUGAUUGUUCUACAAGAUUUGGAAGAACCUUCCGAAAAUAUUAUGGCUACCGAAAAUAUGGUUGUUGCUUAUUGGGAGAGAGACUGUCUUGGACAAGGAAAUCUUUUUUUGACUGAUCGCCGUAAAGGUCUUCGUUUGCCAGUUCCGUCGAUUGUGGUGCAUGCUGUUUCUGCUUCGAAUGAAAGCUUUCCGGAACCUUGUCUUUUCACUUUGAUUGACACAUCGAAAGCUGGAGUGGAAUACACACCAGAGCCUUUAGACGAUGAUGGUGAGGAAAUUGAAGAGAACGAGGAUGUAAAGACGGUUGCUUUUCGACUUAUUCCGGCGGACUCUACUCAUAUCCAGGAUCUUUUUGCAACUUUGAAUAAAUGCCAAGAAUUGAAUCCUGAGCCGGAGGAGAUGUCGGAUGAGGACAACUACGACGAGGACGAUGAAGAAUGCCACGAAAAUGGCGAAGUUGACCAUGACGAGGAAAUGAAUGGAGAUCAAUAAUGACACAAAAUCUCUCGUGCUAAAAAUGCAAUAGAAGAAGCGCAUUCCUUUUCGAAGCAUAAAAAUAAAGUUAAUAUAUUUAAAUUUAAAAAAUUUUUAUUUUUAAGGCUGUAUUUUAAUUUUGAAUUUUUUGCGGAGAAAAUUUGCGGAUUUUUUUUUUCGAGAUUUUUAAAAUUUUCCAAAUUUUUAUUCAUAUUUUUGAAAAAGUAAAAAAGCGGAUAAGGAAAGGAUAGGUACUUAU